AAACCAAAUCCAGGUCAUCAUCAUGAUUUGGGCCGGCCCAAUAUCACAAAGUCGGCAACACUCUCUCUCUCUCUCCACUCCUUUAUAACUAAUCUUCAACUAACCUUUCUCUUUCCCUCUAAAAUUUCCACCAAAAUUUUCGACAUAUUUACCAAAAAACCAGCCAUUGAUCGUAAAACCUUUCCACCACCGCACACCCCCUCGCCGGGGGUAGUGCGUCGUCUCCACGCGCCGCCGUUAUCUUCUACUUCACUUCUGAAACAACACUCGUGGUCUCCGGAUCUAAUCCGCGAAGAAGCUUGGUCAAAACGUCAAGAUAUCUCCCGCCACCGUCAUCGCCGCCGUGGAAAGAGCUUGACGGACGAAGAUCUCGACGAGCUUAAAGCAAGUUUUGAACUCGGAUUCGGUUUCGGAUCUCCCGAAAUCGCCGAUCCGAGACUUUCCAACACGCUUCCCGCGUUAGAACUCUACUUCGCCGUUCAAAAAAGCUACAACGACGCCGUUUCUAACAAGUCAGCAACGUCGUCUUCUUCACUCUCCGACGGCGAUACCAGUCCUCACCACACCGUAUACCAAACAAGUGAUGAUCCGCAAACGGUGAAGACGAAGCUGAAGCAGUGGGCGAAAGUGGUGGCAUGCACCGUGAACCAAUCGCCGCCGAGAUGAAAAUUUGACGGCGUUAAUUUAAACGUCUGUUAAACGUGGUGGGGAUAAAGGUUAAUCCCGGACCGGGAUAAGUAAAAUUGAGACGGCCAAACAGUCGGUGGAGUCUAGUCAGCAUUGUAAUAUUACACACACAAUAGUAAAAUACCAACAUAUGUUGGACCCAACUUGUUUAUAAGUGUAUUGUUUAUUGUAUAAUGCAUGAUUUGAUUGAUCUUCUGUUAGUAUGUGAUAUAUAAACUUUUUAAAUGCAGCAGAACACAAUUUGCAAAAGUAUAUUCUUAGAUUCUGUUG
This is a messenger RNA of Arabidopsis lyrata subsp. lyrata, 957 nucleotides long. RefSeq lists its product as uncharacterized. Lineage: Eukaryota; Viridiplantae; Streptophyta; Magnoliopsida; Brassicales; Brassicaceae. The record is from RefSeq and is a predicted model, not a curated record. The transcript has 2 exons. The annotation marks the transcript as partial.